AUGGACACAUCAGAGUGGAGUUCGAACCUUGCGGUGAGGAACAAGGAGCCUAUAGUCACCGUUAGAGAGAUCCUGCAAGAUUCCGAUGUCGACGACCAAACCUUAGAGCCAUGGUCCUCUCACAGUCCUCGUAAACGAAAUCAUCACGAAGUGGAGAGAAACUCGAUUAUUACUCCAUCGAUCCGAAAACCAAGCAACGAGAAGGAACAAGUAUCGCCAGCAAAGCGCCAACGCAAUGAUAGAGGCAUGGAAUCAAUUCACCUACGAACAGAGCACAAUGGCAAGAGUCGAGGAACUGUUUUCAUGGAAAGGCAGAUUGCUGUAUCGAAGAAGGGUAACAAAAGAAUUCCUGAAACGCCCAAUACUAGGAAACAACUUGAGGGCUUAACAGUGACGCUGUCGGGAUCAGCACCGCCAUCUGCUGGUAGUGGACCAGAACCCUCUGGUACCAAUGAGACCACGUCCAUCGAUGCAAAGAUUGUCCCCAUCACACUUAGUCCCGCACUAGCACAUCUUAGCUCUGCACACCACGAAAAACCCAGAUCAAGUUCUAUCUCUAGUAGCUCCGCAUCUCUUCAUGAUAAAUACCACAACCCCAAGAGAAACUACGAAAAUAAUCCACACAACACUUCCGAAGCUCAAACCCCUAAGAAACGCAGCGACAAGUACGAAACCAAGCUUGACAACACUGAAUCCAACCAGAAUUGUGAACACAUCAGCAACACCUUUGAAUCUCUCUUUCCCACAGUCAAAGAUUGGAUCGAGCAACAAAGGUCUCAAUUCGAUACUGUUACUGAAAGAAUCGAUAAACUUUUCAGCCUGAUACAACAAGGCCAACGACUACUUCAGAACGCCAUGACUACCGAAAAUGCUUCUAAAUGGAAGCUUGUGACCGACAGAUUCAUUAAUAUACUCGCAGAAGAUCUUAGGAUUGAUGAUCCUACCUUUGCAGUACUCAAUUUUGUACAAGAGAGAGAUUCCGUCGCCCAACUUACAAACGUGUACUUUUCAACCGACCCUCCCCAGACUUUGGAAGAACUCCAGCGGUUCGCCAGAUCAAGCAUGGGUGUAAGCUUGAGUGGGAAAGAAGAAAGGUUUAUCAGAGACAUUAAAUAUCUCAGCGCUACACAAACAAGGCUCGAGGAGGAAUGGAACAUGCUCAACUUAAAAGAAGACAAGAACAAUUUCAAAUUCAUGCUUGAGAUGAAUUCCUCUGAGCGAGCACAAGUUCUACAAGGGGCUUGGGAUUUGAAGGAGGAAAUUGCGGACUUCUACAUGUGUGCUGACACAAGAAGAUGA
This is a messenger RNA of Botrytis deweyae, 1299 nucleotides long. RefSeq lists its product as uncharacterized. The transcript is spliced from 6 exons. Bases 1 to 1299 code for a protein of 432 amino acids. The record is from RefSeq and is a predicted model, not a curated record. Lineage: Eukaryota; Fungi; Ascomycota; Leotiomycetes; Helotiales; Sclerotiniaceae.